Botrytis sinoallii is the source of this 933-nucleotide messenger RNA. RefSeq lists its product as uncharacterized. The transcript is spliced from 3 exons. NCBI's taxonomy places the organism in Eukaryota, Fungi, Ascomycota, Leotiomycetes, Helotiales, Sclerotiniaceae. Bases 1 to 933 code for a protein of 310 amino acids. The record is from RefSeq and is a predicted model, not a curated record.
AUGUCAACCGACCAUAAAUCUCCCAAGUCGUUAUUCCCCCCGGUUUCACAACCUUCUCAGUACACGCCACCUCCAAGGAGAAAUCUACCCGCUGAAAUUCCGCGUAUACCUGACCAUGAUGACCCAUCAACCGAAUGGCUCCCCAUAUACAACACACGAACCCCAUACGACGAGGCCGAAAUUGUACAUCUCAUUCACGAAAUUGUCCGAAAUUUUGUUCGGCUGUCAACCGUUUCGGAAGCUGAAGUGAUUUGGCCUCCAGAAGGUGGUCAUCGCCUUGAUGAGGCGCUUUGCAAUGAGCUCAAUAUUUCUGAUGCAGCAUGGUCAUUAAUUCGACUUUUACCUUGUCCUGGAAAUUGUAUCUGCCCAAUCUUUCUUUAUCAAUCUAGUCAGCUUUUCGACAUUUUGGACAAUGGGUUUAGUCUCCGUAGCAGUCGCGAGUCUCCAUCGUUUGUGGAGGGGGAAACCCCUGCAUCCGAAUGCUAUAUACUACCGCAUGAUGUUAUGCUAUCUGCCGGGGAUCCGGAGACACCUAUUGUGAUUCUUGAUACAAGAGAAAAUACGAUUCGAGUAGUGUCCAUCACAGACGACGGUCCAGACUUAUCAAAUCCCCCUAAUACACCCCUCGAGCGACCUAAUGAUGUUGUCUACUAUCGCAACUAUUGGCCCAGGCAUGCUCCAAGUUUCCUUCGUAUGCAGCUGAAUAGAAUCAAGGCUCUAGAUGCUAUUCCACCGGGACAGAGUGCACUAGGCUAUAUUGAAUUUGCAGACGAAUGGAUGCGACGUAAAAUUAAGCAUUAUUUAGAAGGUACAUACGGUUGGCCAGAUAAUUUCAAUCAGCAAGCAUGGGAUGAAGAUCGUGAUCGGAUUUGGGAAGAGACUGAAGAAGAAUACGCACGUUUGGGUCGACCACAUGUGUUAAGAUUCUUGUGA